CAUAAAUAUAAAACCAAGCUGGCGGGAGUGGAGGUUUAGGGUUUAUGAGGGUCAUUAGGGUUUAUGUCUCUGUGUUGUCUCUGAAUAUAUCAUUUCAGUUAUACUCGAGGUCUGUUAUUGAUUCCAGCCUCGAUGGAAGGAAAUGAAGAGCAGAAGCUCUCAGAAUUUGCUAUCAAGAUCAACCACGAAGCCAAACUCAAAGAGCUCCUCCGGAACCUGAACUCUCUGGAAUCGCAACUCUUUUCCGAGGCCUCCAAGGAGUUCAUCAAAAUCCUCAAAUCCGAUUUGGGGCCUGAAUUUCUACGUGCGUAUGUUGAGACGUCCUGCAAACUCGUUGAAAUUUCCCAAGCUUGGGAAUUUCGCAAAGGUAAACCCGGGUUUUAUCAGUUUUUGAAUUUAGUUGCUGCAGUUUUGAAGCAUUGGAAUCGGAAUGCGGUUGGUGAUGGUGGUGGUGGCGUUGGUCGCGCAUUGGAUAAGUUUGCGCGGGCACUGAUUGAGGAGAAGAUGGGGGAUUUAUAUAAGGAGUUGAAUAGUAAAGAGGCCAAGAGGCAGAACGCUGUGCUUUUGUUGCUGGCUUCUAUUGUCAGGCGUAAUUCACAGUUGGCAUGGGAAUUGGCCAAGGUUUUUGAUUUCAAACUCGCAGGAUUCCCUAAGUUGGCGGAACUGAGGUUGAGAAGGAAGAAAUUUGUUGAUAGAAGAAGGAAGAAUUACUCCACAAGGAAAGCAUUUGUAGGUUUUGCUAUGUCAUUCUUGGAGGUUGGGAGUCCAAGAUUGUUGAGGGGGGUUUUGCAGCAGAAGGAGAUGUAUUCAGGGGUGUUGAGGGGGCUCGGGGAUGAUGAUGAGGAGACUGUGGUUUAUGUUCUGUCAAUUUUGCGUGAUAGGGUGCUUGUUCCAGAGUCGUUGGUCCCUCCGGGGCUUAGGAGUGUGUUAUUUGGUAGCGUUACUUUGGAGCAGUUGGUUAGCAUUUCAGGGAAGGAUGACUUUGGGGAUGCAGCAGAGUUGGCACACAACGUGUUGCUUCUAGUAUGUACUGAUCCUGUAAAUGGAUUGAUGCCAGAUUUGGAGCGGCAUCCAAGUCCGCUCCGUGGGAAUCCAAAGCGUCUUUUGGGUUUAAUGAAGAAAUUGAAGGCAACAGAGGUUGCCUACCACAAGAGUCUGCUUAUGGCCAUUGUAAAAGGACGUCCUUCACUUGGUUCUGCAUAUUUGGAUGAGUUCCCUUACAGCAUUGAAGAUCUUGCAUCUGAUAAGUGGUUUGCUGCUAUUUCUUUGGCUGCAGAUGUGGUUUCCUCAGUGAGUGAUGGGUUUUCAUUUAGUUUUAUCGAUAAACCACCUGCAUUCGACGGCGAAUAUGUUCAAAAUAUUUUAAAAUGCAUAGGAGCACGCCCUUUCACAAGAGCAGUUAUUAAUAAAGGGUUACUUCACUCUGAUUCUCUUGUGAAACAUGGAACGUUGAAGCUUGUAUUGGAGACGUUAAAGUUGUUGGAUUAUUGUUUGAAAUCUGUGGACAGUUAUUCUCGCCCAAACAAUCAAAUGAUGCACAGCUGGGAAUCAUUAAAGACACAGAUUCAGGAUGAAGUCCGGAUGUUGCUUCCGGAUCCCCAAGUUUUGUUGUCUUUACUUUCUCCUCUAAACAGCCACUUCAAGAUGCUUGAGUCUACUACAAAAAGGAAGGCCGAAAUAGAAAUUGCAUCAGAACAUUCUGUUAGUAAGAGGUUGAAAAGUUAUGCUGCAAGUGAAGACUUGGAUAUUCUUAUAAGUGGGGUUAAUUAUUCUGAGGUAGAUUUGUCUAGGGAUGGUGGAAUUGUGGAAUCUGGUGGUGAGCAACAACCGGAGAAUGGAGUUGAUAUUUUAAUAUUUAUUAAAGAUUUGUGGGGUUUAGGUCAGAUGCAUAUUGAUCCAAGAGAUGGGGAUACAUAUUUUUACUCAAAGAUACUUGAUUCGCUUCAAAUCUAUUAUCGGACGAUGCCCAGGGCCAUGGAAGGAUUAUUUGAUUUGUUUAAAUUUCUGCCAAAUAAUCCUCUAGCGUUACCAACAAUUCUGCAGCAGUCUAUAUUAAACCUGCUUAAUGAGCAUGUGAGGCAGUUCUCUAAAGAUGCGAGCCCUGUCACAUCCCCACCACAAAUGUACAGGCACCUAUAUCCAUUUAUCAUCUUGUUGAUGGGUUCACCAGUCAGACACAUAAAGGAACAAGCUUAUGCCUUGGCAAAGGCAUCCAUGUUAAGCACUGGUGCAUUUGAUAAUAACACAAAGGAAAUUUGUGCAUGGUUCUUCUUUAUACCCGGCUGUAGCUACAAUCAUGUUUAUGUUGAAGACCUUGAAGUUGAAAUCUUUCAAAAAUUGUCAUCAGUUAUUGUCUCUUUCCUAUGUGAUGCUGUUUCCACAACUGGGAAUAACUUAUACAAGUAUAUGGAGUCCUUGAAGCAUUACAUCUAUGAUUCUGGGUGUGGUAAAGAUCUAUCUCCUGAAGUAAGCCCCUUCAUUAUUUGUGUCUUGGAGAAGUGUCUGCGGUUGCUUAGCUCCGAGUCUGGGUCCUUCACGAUACCCCAGAAGUCAUUGAUAUCUCUGUAUGUCUGCAACACACUCAAAUAUCUGUUGGAUACGCAGGUGAAUGCUGGGCCAUUAUCAUUUCUAAUUGAUCGUGUAUUAUCUGAGAAACUUGAGAAUGUCAGCAGAAUUGAUGACUUUGAACCAGUUAAAUGUCCAUGUGAGUGGAGGCCACUGAAGACACUAUUGCAUUUUGCGCGUGAUACUUUGCAUCAUCGGUGUUAUGGCAUUUAUUCAAAUGUUGAGAAUGUUAAGCGAUCAAAUAAUUCCUUUAUCAAUAUUCUUAGUGACAUUAAAGGAGUUUUGAGAAGUGAGUAUGAUAAUGGAGUUGUUGGAUUGGCAGUGGGAUUUUCCUUCUCGUUGAUCUGCACAGGACACACUGAGCUUUUGCAGAAUUUUCCAUUAGUCUUAUCUAUCUCAAGUAACCUACUUGAGGUCCCUUUCUCAGUUUUAUCAUCCAUAUUUUUCCUUGAAUCAAGUUAUCUUGCUGAUGUUUUGAAAUUGUGGCCUGAUAUGUUCUUUGCUGCUCUGGAUAGUGUUAUUCAUCAUACGGAAAAGAAAGAAGAAUGUCUCUGUAGAGUUGAUCUUGAUUCAAUGGAAGCUGCAUCUGUUGCAUUUGCUUGUUACUUAAGAAAUGCUCCAUUUUGUGUACUCUUUUCAUCCAUUGCACAAAGUAGUAGCUUGCAUUUAUUUGAGCAGUCAGCACUUGUAAAGUUGCUUUUGGAUAAAGUGACUGAGAUGCCAUCUGAUCAUUUGGUUUCUUCGUUAUGCAAUGUGCUCUUCUGGAUUAAUUAUGCAAGCUCAUACUACAGAGUCAGAUCCAUGGAUGAACUCGAGAUCCUUUCUGAAACAUGCUUUAUGCUUGCAGAGCACUUGUUGAAACAGUUGUUGGUUGAAAAUACAGACACUGUUGGUGCUGCUCAUGUUAAGGCUCCACCACUAAGUUGUGCUGUACAAGCGGUAGAAAUCAUCUUUAGUCAUCCUGCCGUAACAGCAUCACUGAAUUGUCCUCUGUCUAGUAAUAUGGAGUUUUCUGAUUCAGUCUUUGCUGAAACCUCAGAAAAAUUUCUUGAAUUAGCUAAAGAGGGGCUUCACAGAAUGGAUCACCGUGUCCUGACAUUGAUUAGAACAGUUUCUGAGCUUUUGUUCCCAAUGUACGAUAAUCAAGGAUCAGAAGAAAUGACAAAUGGCAGAAAGCGAAUAUCAGGAGCAUGUAAAGUGCUGCAACAGAAACUUUUUGAGGUGUUCAAGAAUAAUUUUGAUGCAUGUAUCCAGUCCAGGGACUUCAAGCCUUUGGUCCCAACAUUUUAUGCUUUAUACACUUUGAUUCAUUUCAUAUCUCCCUUUGAGCUGCUGGGAUUGGUGAACUGGUGUUUCUCUCGGAUUGAUUUCAACAAUUCAACCUUAUACCUAUCAUCAAAAAGAUAUGCUGUCUUUGCUAGUUUGAACUUAGCCAGUUGCUUUUUUGAUUUUCUCUUGGCCUAUAUGGGGAAGCCAGAUCCUGAAAAUAAACAAUAUUAUUUUCUGGAUGGAACAGAUGAGAUGCAUUUUGAUGUUUCACUGUUUGAACGAAUUUUUUUUCAAGUUCUAGACAUUAGCCGUUGUGUUCAACUGGAACUUGCUGAUGCAUGUCUGCUUAAAGCUGUCAAGGUCAUAAACAUGCGUAAAGUCAUCCAGUGUCCACAUCUUCCUUCUAUUAUGGUUUUAUCAAGAGUUAUGUCAGGCACUCCUGUAAGUACAUUUGCUUAUUGCUUGCACAAGAUCAAUAGAGCAAAAGCUGAGUUGGUGCAUCUUAUUGCUGGAAUGAGCCCCCUCCAUCUGUCUGUCUUUGGAUAUAUGUUCUCUGAAAUAUUGGAUAAGUCAUUGCUUCCUAAUGCCAUUGGGACACAAGAACCUUGUAAAUACUCUUUUUCCAAUGAAGAAUUAGUCAUGCUUCUACCAACUGUCUUCUUGUACUUAAAUUCAGUCAUCUCCAAAUCCGGGGGUCAGCUCUGCAAGCCUUUUGAAACUAUAGUUUCAGUGUAUGGUCGUGUACUCUUGGGUGGCUUUUCUAAGUGGAAGAUCUUUGUCUCGGGGAUUAUUUUUGAGAUUGGACUUGAUAAACCCUUGACUGCAUCCAUAGAAGAAUUUUUGGAUCUUUUUUCAGAUAGUCUUCUUGGAAAGGCAAUCCUUAUGGUACGAGACCAUCUGGCAUUACGAGAAGAUAUAAUGAAGAGUGAAAGGAGGUUGAGUCUAUUUAAUUCUGUGUGCCCAUCUAGUGCAGAUGAUAUUUUUGACUACUGCUGUGGUGAGACUGGGCUUCUUUUGCUGAAACAGCCUUUAGAGUUUGUGAACAGAGUAGUUGCAAAGAUAAGCUUUUGUAAGAUGAUAUUAUUUUCUGAUGAUGAUCAAUGUCAUCCUCAGUUGGAAGGUGAAGAGAAAAAGGUGAUUGCUCCACAAGUUAUCUUUGAUAUAGAAAAGUCAAGAAUCUGGUUUUUAAGGAUGUUAAUCAAUUCGUGGAUGUCGAUUGUCAGGACAAUCCCAGACAAUAUUAGUUACUCUGGAAAUAUUGAUGGCCAGAACAUCUCUUUAUUUAGAUUUUUGGAAGUCUUUGUAAUGAAUAAUAUAUUGGAAUUGACAAAAGAGAUGCAUGAUCAGCUUAUCAAGUUGGAUUACCUUCCCUACAUUGAACAACUUGUAAGGUCAUUUCUUCUUUAUAGGUUCGGGGAUCCUGUAACACUGAAGAUGCUCCGAACUGUCCUCACUUACUUGUCUGAAGGGGCAUUCUCAAGCGCUUCAGUAAUUCAGUUGUUGCUUGCUCACUCCCAAUUUGCACAGUCCAUUCAUUUUCCCUGCCAAUCACUUGUUUCUACUCAGUUUGGCUUGGUUUUUGCGCCUAUGCAGAGCAUCUUAAGGUCGCUUGUCAUUCCUCAUACUCAGCUAGAUUCCCUAGAUGGCAAAAACAAUAAAUUAACAUCUCAGCAACAUCUAUAUGCACUGGAACUUGUUAAGUUGGUCAGGGUAAUUCUCCAUCUCUAUGCGCAGCAAAGAAAAGUCAAUUUGGGAGAAGAUAUUGGCAUAAAUUCUAGAGAAUUAGUCUAUCUGCUCUUGUCUUCUUAUGGGGCAACAUGUACUGAAGUUGAUUUGGAAAUAUAUAACUUAAUUUUAGAAAUUGAGGCAAAUGAUAAGUCAUGUGCUGGGACAGUCUCUCAAUUGGAUUACCUAUGGGGUGUUGCUUCUUUAAAGGUGAGAAAAGAUUGUGCACAGAAUAAGGACAUGCAGUCUGUUGAUGCGGAAAACAUGGAAUUCGUUGAAGACCGUCGAAAGACUAAAUUCAGAGAGAAUCUCCCCAUUGACCCUAAGUUGUGUGCUCAAACUGUGCUUUAUUUUCCAUACAAUAGAUUUGUUAAUGGAGGAACUUUGAACAAGCUUCAAGAAGAUACUGCUACUACAGUUAUGCACGAGGCCCGUUCUACAAGUGAUAAGCUGCAAAUAUAUGAUCCUGUCUUCAUCCUUCGCUUCUCAAUUCACUGUCUUUCAGUCAGCUACAUUGAACCCAUUGAGUUUGCUAGUUUAGGUUUGCUUGCUGUUACCUUUGUCAGCAUAUCUUCAGCUGAUGAUGACAUGAGGAAAUUGGGAUAUGAGACACUUGCAAAAUUCAAGAGUGCACUAGAGAAAUGCCAAAAGAAGAAGGAUGUGGCAGGACUUCGUCUCUUAGUUUCAUACUUGCAAAAUGGAAUAGAAGAGCCAUGGCAGAGGAUUCCAUCCAUUAUUGCCAUGUUUGUUGCAGAGGCUUCUUUGGUACUAUUGGACCCAUCACAUGACAAUUAUUCAACCAUAAGCAAGCAUCUCAUGAACUUUCCUAGUGUGAACAUGAAAGUGAUACCAUUAUUCCAAAAUCUUUUUUGGAGUAGCUCUGUUAGUUUUAGAGCAGACAGGUUAUGGAUGCUCCGACUGUUGUAUACCGGGCUGAAUACAGAAGAUGAUGCUCAAAUAUACGUUAAGAACUCAAUUUUUGAGAUCCUCAUGAGUUUUUACACUUCUCCACUUUCAGAUAAUGAUUCAAAGGAACUUAUUAUUCAGAUAGUGAAGAAGGCUGCUCAAUUACAUAAAGCUGUUUGGUUUUUAGUUCGACAAUGUGGUCUGAUUUUAUGGCUGUCAUCUAUUGUUUCAUCUCUCUAUGGGAGUGAAUGCCAAGAGCGGAAAGAAUUUACCCUCACGCAGUUGGCUAUUGUGUUGGAGGUGGUAAAUUGUAUGACAUCACCCAGAUAUAUUGUUGAAUGGUUGCAAAAGCAUGCUAUGGAGCAGCUUUCAGAACUUUCAUCACAUUUAUACAAACUUCUAGUUGGUGUUGAUCUCAUUAAAGAACAAAGGACACUGUGCGACACAAUUCUACAAAUAUUGACCUUAAUGCUAAAGAUAUCACAGAAGAGGAGGAUAUAUCAACCACAUUUUACAUUGUCAGAGGAGGGUUUGUUUCAGCUGUAUGAGGCUGUUGAAGUAUGCUCGAAAACAAGCUGCAAUUCGACCGCAUUUUUGGGACUCCAAGCUGUUCUCAUGAGUACUCCUCCAGCCACUAUUUUCCGGAUGGAUCAGGGAAAGCUUUUGAAGUUUUUGAGAUGGACAGUCACAACUGCUAUCCAGUCAAAGCCAACAAAAGUUUCUGAGGCAGAAGAUUCUGAUUAUCAUUUGAUGGCAGUCUCAGAGAAAAAAACUCCUGAAGAUCCCCUUGUAUCAAAGCUUUUGUGCUGGCUGACCGCCGCAGUGAUCCUUAGAAAAGUUUCUUGUAAAUUAAGCAAACUCAACAAUAAUAGUUUCUUAGAAAGACAGAACCUAGACAGUCUGCAGUCUUUGUUGGAAUACUGUGAGCCAGGGUUUGGGGAAGAUGCAGGAUGUGGCUGUGAAGAUGUAUUAGCUGCAUCAAUAUUUUACCUGCUACAGAUGCUGGGUUUUAGCCAUGCAUUGCUUCCGUCGGCUGUUUCUGCACUCUGUCUCCUACUUUUUUCUAAUUCACCCUCAGGUCAUAUUUCCAGCCAUGGAGGGACCUAUCCAUGGAACUCAGUCAGGUACAGAAACUGGAUGAAGUUCAUGCUUGUGAGAGACUUCUGAUAGUAGCUUCAAACAUUCUCGUAAAAAAAGCCGGAUGUUUGCAUUUUUUUCCACUUAAAGACAUGGAAGACUUGCAUGUAUAUGAAUGGGAACGAAGAUUGUUUCAUUCUGAAUAAAAUCGUGAGGUAUGUUAAAUGCCUCACUUCCAAUACUAUUGACACACCAGUUGCCUUUAGCAUGUUAAAGCGUCAUCAAAUUCUUGCUAUAUUUUGGAUUUUUCGCUUUGUAAAAAGCAAAUUCUGUGAAUCUGCAAAAUUUGUUGAAGGGGAAAUUCGGUGAGCAAUGAUCCUUUGCCGUGUUGGAUUUCUUCAAAGUGAUGUGUACAGGAUUGCACGUACUCUGUGUGCGAGAGACGCAAAUAUGAGGUUGGAUUUUUAUUUUAAAUUUUAUUAUUUAUUCUAUUCCAUUUAAUGUGUACGUGCUACAUGUACAGAAUUAUCCAACACCUAACUGUUUUCGAUAGUGUGUGGAAUACUGAUAAUUGCUUCGUUCAGUUUGGUAAAUAACCAAAAUUUUGGUAAUUUCGUUUGACAAAAUUGGCGGAUCGGUCGAAAUUUUAUGAAAAAAAAUUGAUAAAAGAAUAUAAAAGUUCACCUUCCAAUUCUCAAAAUAACAACUGUAGAAAUUUAAUCCAGACAACAUGAAGUCUUAGAGAAAACUGAUAUAAGAACCAAGAAACGAAGUAAUAUGUACUUGUGUGUGUAUAUAUAUAUAUAGUUUCAGACGAAACUUAAAAAAA
This is a messenger RNA of Sesamum indicum (sesame), 8371 nucleotides long. Lineage: Eukaryota; Viridiplantae; Streptophyta; Magnoliopsida; Lamiales; Pedaliaceae. The record is from RefSeq and is a predicted model, not a curated record.